Molecule: messenger RNA, 249 nt
Organism: Clunio marinus
Lineage: Eukaryota; Metazoa; Arthropoda; Insecta; Diptera; Chironomidae
Source: the annotation of a GenBank genome assembly
AUGUCUACAAACUCCCCGAAGCAACAACGACAAUAUACUUACUUAAAAGAUUCGCCCACAUAUACAAGAUUUUCCACUCAAUUUGGUAACAGCUUAUUCCCAAGUUUCUCAUUAUUCUCCUACGCAACAAAACCAAAUAUUUCUGUUAAAUCGCUCAUAACAAAUUUAGAAAAUCAUAAAUUUAUUUCAAAAAGUUUCGUUCAUUUAUUUUUGGAUCAAUACAAUUUUCUCUUUAUGGUGGAAAAAUAG